CCCGGCUGGUCACCGUGGAAGAUUAUGACCAAAACCCUCCAAUGUAUAAAAAACAUGAUUUAAAAAUUGCAACAUACAACGUCAGAACUCUAUCUACCACGGAAAAAUACUUUGAACUAGUGCACACUAUCCACAACAUACACUUAGACAUACUUGGCCUAGCGGAAACAAGAAGAAUGGGAUGCAAAAUAGAGGAAUAUACCGACUACAUUCUGUGCUACGUGGGCGAAACACCGGGUCAGUACGGGGUGGGAUUUCUCAUCAAGAAAGAGUACAAGAAUAAUAUCGUAAAUUUUUGGGGCUUAUCGGAAAGAGUUGCAUUGAUCCAGCUACAAUUCGGUGAUACUGAUUUGUCAAUCAUUCAAGUCUACGCACCAACGUCAGACUCAGACGAAAAAGAUUUAGAAAAAUUCUACCAAACUUUAGAAGAAGCUCACAAUUUACUAAGAAAUUGCAGGAAUAUUAUGGUAAUUGGCGAUUUCAAUGCCAAAAUAGGAAAACCAAAAUGCAACGAAAGCCUUAUCAUGGGAAAAUUUGGGUACGGAGUUAGAAAUUCAAGAGGAGAAAGGCUGGUACAAUAUGCUCUGGAAUAUAAACUUUCCAUCAUGAAUACCUACUUCAAUAAGAAAAACAGCCGAAAAUGGACCUGGAUUUCGCCAGACGGAAAAACGAAAAAUGAACUUGAUUUUAUCAUGUGUAAUAACCCUAAAAAUAUUACAAACACAGAGGUUUUAAACAACGUAGAUUUUCCAUCAGACCACCGAAUAGUAAGAGCAACAUUGUCUCUAAAAAUCCCCAAAAAAUGCAGAAGAAACUUCUCAGACUCAAUAUCAUCGCUAAAAACAGAUGUAGAAAUAAAAACAUACCUUCGCAAACUGGAAACCAACUUUCCGGACCCAGCUAACUUCAAUGAAGACAACAUACAAGAAACAUAUAAUAAAUUCGAACUUCACUUGAAAAAUAGCCUAAAAUCAGAAGCUGGAAACAAAAACAAAACCAACGAACAUACAUGCUAUUUCUUCAACGAAACAACCAAAGCUUUGAUUCGGCGGCGCACCGAACUUAUAAAUACAAAAAACAAAUCAUGCGAAUUAAAAAAAGAAUUAUCAAUCUUAUUCAAACGAAUUAGCAAGUUAAUUAGAAACGAUUACAAGCGGCAUAGGCAAAAAAUCAUAGAGAAUAGUAUAACACAACAUAGAAGCGCCAAAAAAGCUUAUAAGCAAUUAAUUACGCACACAGACUGGAUCAAGAGCCUAAAGAACGGACAAAAAGAAACUAAAUCUAGAAAAGACCUAAUAUCCUGCGCUACAAACUUUUACAAAGAGCUUUAUUCUACUGAGCUACGCGACAUGACUACGUCCACAGAAAGUGAUAGCUUACAGACAAACAUCAGUGACACGGCAAUUAUUAAAGAACUAGACGUCUGGGAGCAUAUUAAAAAGUUGAAGCGCGAAAAGAGCCCAGGGCCAGACGGCUUAAAAAACGACGCUUUGAUAGAAGGAGCAAAAUUACUCACUGUACCACUAACACGCAUAUUUAAUUUGGUUCUACGAACAGGCAUUAUACCAGAGCAAUGGCAACAGUCAGACAUAAUACUGCUCUAUAAAAAAGGAGAUCCACUCGACAUUGCAAACUAUCGCCCUAUUAGCCUGUUAUCAAGCGUGUACAAGUUAUUUACCUCUAUUAUACAUAGCAAAAUUAGCUCAAUAAUAGAUGGUGCGCAACCGAUAGAGCAAGCAGGCUUCCGCCCCGGUUUUUCGACUAUGGACCACAUCCAUACGCUAGAUCAAGUCUUAGAAAAAUACUCUGAAUUCAACAAAGACUUGUAUAUAGGUUUCAUCGAUUACACCAAAGCAUUUGACAGUCUCUAUCAUAGCUCUAUCUGGCAAGCUCUACACAACUGCAACUUAGACCCAAUGAUCAUUAGAACUGUAAAAAAUAUAUAUCAAAAUAGUGUGAGCAGAGUCAAGCUAGAAGUCCGAGGCGAAGAGUUUAAAAUAGCCCGGGGAGUCAGGCAGGGUGACCCACUAUCCCCAAAAUUAUUCUUAGCUGUCUUGCAGGACAUAUUUUCCAAAUUGAACUGGAUAUCAGAAGGCAUUCCUAUCAACAACGAUCGUCUUACCCAUCUCAGAUUUGCUGACGACAUAGCAAUCUUUGCUGAAACUCCAAAGAAGUUACAAAAUAUGAUAUCCCAAUUAAAUAAAGAGAGUAAACACGUAGGACUGCAUAUGAACCUUAGCAAAACAAAAGUAAUGACAAAUGGAAAAAAAGGAAAAAUAAUGCUAGAUGGUGUAGAACUCGUAUAUGUAGAGCAAUACACGUACUUAGGAAAACAAGUAUCGUUUUCCAAAUCUAAUAAUGAAGACGAAGUUCACAGAAGAGUCACAUGUAGCUGGAACAAAUAUUGGGCCCACAAGGAAAUCCUCAAGGGAAACUACGACUCAAAUAUGAAAAAGACUAUUAUGGACACCUGUAUUUUACCCUGUUUGAUAUAUGGCUCUCAAACGUGGACUUUUACAAACAAGAUAAGCAACAAAAUACGAACUUGCCAGAGGGCUAUGGAGAGAAGCAUGCUACACUUAAGGAAAAUUCAAAAGACAAGAAGCCAAGAAAUAAGAAAGAAGACAAAACUGACAGAUGCUUUACAUCAAGCUCUGAAACUAAAAUGGAGCUGGGCCGGCCAUGUAGCGAGGUGCUCAGACCAACGCUGGACUAUUAAGACCACAAAAUGGAUUGGUCCACAAGGAAAAAGAAACGUGGGCAGACCACAGAAGCGGUGGGCGGACGAUAUUAUUGCGACAGCCGGGAAAAGCUGGAUGACAAUAGCGCGGGAAAGAGAGAAAUGGAAGAAAUUGGAGGAGGCCUAUACCCUACCAAGGGAUUCCUAUAAUUAAUACAAUUGUAAAAAUGUAACAAAUUAACUACAUAUUACUAACAUAGAAUUAAGAAAAUAUAUAAUAUUUUGUAAUUAGGUUAAGUUUUAUAGGAAAUAAAAGGCUUUAUUAUUAUUAUUAUUAU
Bicyclus anynana (squinting bush brown) is the source of this 3018-nucleotide messenger RNA. Its product is annotated as LINE-1 reverse transcriptase homolog. The transcript has a single exon. The record is from RefSeq and is a predicted model, not a curated record. The coding region runs from base 42 to 2894 and encodes 950 amino acids. NCBI's taxonomy places the organism in Eukaryota, Metazoa, Arthropoda, Insecta, Lepidoptera, Nymphalidae. Gene Ontology annotation, molecular function: catalytic activity.